Molecule: messenger RNA, 2417 nt
Organism: Mangifera indica (mango)
Lineage: Eukaryota; Viridiplantae; Streptophyta; Magnoliopsida; Sapindales; Anacardiaceae
Exons: 4
Coding region: 47-2347 (766 amino acids)
Cellular component (GO): nucleolus
Molecular function (GO): histone H3K36 demethylase activity; histone H3K4 demethylase activity
Source: RefSeq, a predicted model, not a curated record
UUUAUAAUCAUGUUUCAAAACUGUAAGACCGUGAUAGAAUAGGAAGAUGGAGAGCAGGAAGAGAAAGCAGACAUGGUCAGAAAUUAGCAAGAGAAAGGCUGAAACUGAGAUCAGCUCUCACGCUCUCUUCCCAAUCUUGCUAGCAGCUCUAGCCAAUAACUCUAAACCCCUGAUUAAGAAAUGCUUAAACAAACUUCUUCGUCUUUCCGAACCAAUUCUUCCCAUUCCCAUUAUCUCUUUGCUGCCCGUUCUCCUCAAAUCCAAAGAUGGUACGAUUGUGCUUCUUGCUGCAGAGGUUGCGGGGAAGGCUUCACUUUUAUCUCUGGAAAGUAAUGAGCAAAUUGCUUUGGACGAUGAGAUUGUAAAGGGUUUAAUUUGUUUGUUAGGGGAUUCAAACAGGGAAGUUUGGAUUGCUGCUUGUAAUGCUGUUUUGGAUUUAUCCACAACUUCACUUGCGAGACAACGCUUGUUGAAAUUCUCUGCUCUCCGUCAGCUUCUAUUUGAAUUUCUUCAGGUUCAUAUCUCAUCAACUAUGGUUUCUUUAUACACUGGAGAAAAUGGCGAUAUCACCUCUCUCAGGAUUGGGUUUAAAGAAGAUGCUGUUUCAGUGGUGCAUCUUGAGGCCACUCUAAUUCUUAUUAAUGCAUGCAACAUCGAACAAUUGGAAAAGAUCCCAAGGAGACUAUCUGAAUGCUUUUUAGUCUUUUUGAAAGAGCUCUGGUUAAAAGUUCGCUAUCAAAUGCUAUUCUCUAAUAUUAUUAGAUCCACUGAAGAGAGGCAUUUUUGUGUAAGCAAUAUUACCGUCAAUACUCUGGCAGAAAGUACUUUUAGGCUUGCCCUUAAUGUUAAAAGUCUUACAAAAGUUUCAGGGCAUCAGAUGGUCAAAAGAAGCAUUUUUGAUUCCAGAGAGGCUACUUUUGAAAAGUUCAUGUUAAAUUACUGGGAGGUCUCACCCUUUCUUAUAAGAAGGGAUCCAGAUACUUUGAUAGAGGAGAAUGACCUUUUCAGCUCUUUUGCAAAAUCUAUAAAUAUCAAUGAAUCAUUUCAUUCCUUUCUUUCAUCUACCAUUCAGUGUCUAAUUUCUUGUCUGCCUAUUGCUUCAGAUGAACUAAACAUCCUUAGUUUCUUGAAGGAGGUGAGAAAUAGAUUGGGUUGCCCUCUCAUCUAUGACCAGGACAUGCGAGUUUUAAGAACAGAGAAACACUCAAGAAGUGAGGUGCAUUUUUUCCCAGGAUGUUUAGACAUUUGCAGCAUCAAAGCUCCUUAUUUUAUAUAUGGUGAUGAUUUUUCAAAAUGUGAAGAAGCAUGUAAAGAGGGUUAUACAAUUUCUGUGCGAGGCAUGGAGUUCCGCAUUGAGAGUGUAGCUGCAAUUUCAGACAGUUUUGCUUCAUUGUUUGGUCAACCAUCAGUAGGUGCCAAUAUGUACUUGACACCUCCUAAUUCUCAGGGUUUGGCAUGUCAUUAUGAUGAUCACUGUGUAUUUGUGUGUCAACUUUUUGGAUCUAAACAAUGGAAGGUUUUUUCUCAACCCUGUGUGCAGUUACCUCGUUUGUAUUAUCCCCGAGCUAUCGUAAAUGGUGUUGAGGUUGAGAGUUCAAAGAAUGAAUACAGGCAAUUUUCGCUGGAGAAAGGGGACAUCUUAUACAUUCCAAGAGGAUUUCUUCAUGAGGCAUGUACAGAUAAUGGUAAACCCUCUGAGUCUGCUGGGUAUUCCUUGCAUCUGACGCUUGGUAUUGAGGUUGAACCUCCAUUUGAGUGGGAGGGAUUUGCCCAUGUUGCACUUUAUUGUUGGAGCCAAGCCCAAGAACAUCAUGAAUCUUUAACUGAAAUUCAGAAAUACAUGUCUGUAAAUCUGUUGCAUCUUGUCAUUUUACAGAUGGGAGAUUCUGAUCCCACGUUUCGAAAGGCAUGCUUGGUUGCAGCUGUUUCUUUGCCAUUGGAAACUGAUGACUGGCUUUAUCUGAACCAGAAAACUAUCUUCACCCAAUUGAUUGAUAAAAUUAGCUCAGAAUCAAGGUUCUUGGAAGUACUCAGUAGUGUUGAAAUGGAUAUACGAAAAAAUGUCGAUCCCUUUCAACGGGUUAGGUGGCUUCAGUUUCUCGACUGGAAGAAAGAACCGUUUGGUGGACUUGAUGGGAAUUCUCCUUUCAGGAGAGUUGAAACAAUGCUCCCUUCAUAUGUUCAAAACAAGUGUGAGGCAGAAGCAGCAUUCAUGCAGGUUAAAUCUAAGUUUUGUAGGGAGAUUUCGUUUGAGAAUGUUAUUGGAAUCUAUUUGAUGCUACUUGAGAAGUACAGGAAAACCAGAAAACAAUACAUGAAUGGAAUGCUAGCACUGCAUUGUAAUUGACUGUAAGUAAACACAAACUCCUACCUUUUGACUAAUAUUAAAGAAAAGAAAGCAUAUGAAUUAUCGAUAA